AACACUAAAAGCAUAGGAGUGGGGGGACCCAGCAGGGCUAGGGUACAUGAGUGACAGAACCAGAGUGGGGUGAGAAAAAGCAGGCCAGCUGAUUUACAGCCAGCUCAGCGGGACACAGCAGGUUCAGGUAGCAGCAGGAAAGGCAUGAAAUGGAGGAAGAAGAGUGAGUUUGUAGUGAGUUAAUUUGUAAGUAACUGAUAAUGUUGUACAUCAUCCAAAAUAUUGUUAUCAUUUAACAGGUGUCUUAUCAAAUAUAUAUUUAAAUAAUGAAAUUCAUAUCAUGAACUUACAACGACUAGUCGACUAUUGGCUCAUUGUUCAAAACACGGAAUAAAUCUUGUCAAACACAAAAACAAAUACUUAACAAAAGUUAACAGGUACAAAUGAACUCGCUACAAAUUUGCUCCUCUUCCUCUGUUUGAUUGCAUUGAAGCCACCGUGUCUUCAUCCCCCCCCCAUAAUGGUCCUGUUUGGAGCCGCUUCUCAGCGACUUAUGAUUAAGGCGACUAUUGGGGGCCAACCCAACUCAAGAUAUUAAAUGAAAAUGAGUUCUAUGGAUACCCAUGAGUCUCCCCUUUGGAGACAUGCUGACUUUAGGCUAAUCUCAUGCAGUUUUGGGGCAAAAAACAGGCUGUUUUUUCUGCAUGUGGCAUAAAUGUGUUUUUUCUGUCUAGUGUAUUUAUUUAUAUUUCUGCAUACUGGGAUCCCUAAACAGUAUUGGUAUUCUGUGUAUUGGGAAAUGCCAUCCCUGCCAUCAGUGCCCCACUUUUGCCACCACAAAGUGCUACCCUCUUAGUAAAUAUAACACAGUAGCAUCUGAAGAGUUUUGAUUUUGUCUGAGACAAAUUUAAAGAACUACAGAGAUAAAGAAUUGUAGCACCGUGGGCUUGUGUUAUUGAAAAUUGAAAAAAAGGGUCUUAUCACUUGAAUCCAUACAUUUUGACAAUUUAGUGCAAACAAAAUAUAGCUAAAUUAGUAACUAUAAAUAUAUGAAUUAUUAAUAUAAGAAAUAUUAUGUGGCUUCCAAAAAUAACAUCCCCUGACCCCCCAGUAGCAGUACAACCAUAUUUCAUAUUUAUCUUCAUAUGCAUGCGAGUACUUCACAUUAGCAACAUGCUUUUGCGAAAAAUGACUGCAACCUCAAAUACAUGUCUCUCUAGCUUAUUAAUCAAGUGCCAUCAUGGUCCCUCCUACAUCUUUUUCUUUUUCAUCUUCAGGCAAACACUUUCUUUCUUCUCCCAGUGUAUUCUGCAAUUUUCCCUUUUCAGUUCCUGUCAUUUCUCACCCGCCUACACUGGUAGCCUUUACUGAAGUCCCCUCUUCAUUUUACAAUUAUAUGUCCUUUCACCAACUUCAAACUCUUACCCACACUUAAUGUUGCCACUGAAUGUAAACUGUUUGAUGCAUGUCAGUUUGUCUGCAUGCUAGGUUGGAUGCAUAUAAAAUAUUUUAGCCAGCCUCAAGGUAUACAACACACGGCUGACGGUUGAUUUUUGGGCUGAGAUAUGUGGAUAUUGGGUCUGGGCUGUUAAACACAACAUUGUGCUAUCUUUGAGAUCCCUUAAACAUGUUUGACAGGAUAUCCUCAUGGACUGUUUCACUGUAAAAACUUAAAUGAUACUGUGUAUGUCACCCAGUCCAUUAAAAGCUUAAGGCUUCGGUAGCUUUUCACAAAUGUCUUCCUCCAAAUGUUUGCUGUCAAUGGCUGUCCCUCUACAAAGGGGGAGGAGGCAAAACAUAUGCAUAUGUGUCAUUCAAUUAAAUCAAAUUAAAUUAAAUUUUAUUUGUAUAGUGCCAAUUCAUAACAGAAGUUAUCUCAGGACACUUUUCAAAUAGAGCAGGUCUAGACCAUAGUCCUUAUAAAAUUAUUUACAGAGACCCAACAGUAACCACCAUGAGCAAGCACUUGGCGACGUCAGCAAGGAAAAACUUCCUUUUAAGAGGCAGAAACCUCGGACAGACCCCGGCUCUAGGUGGGUGGCCGUCUGCCUCGACCAGAAAUCAAGAGCACCAAUUAGUAGUGUGCACAAAUGAUUAAAUUGUUCCCAAUUUAUUUGAUUUUAUAUAAUCAAUUCAUAUUCUAUAAUCAUCCAUUCAUUUAUGUAUUCAUUUAAAAAUCAGCCUGCAUAACAGCUUAGGUCAGGGCUCAAGACUCAAACCCAGUUAGUGGAUGGUGGCAUCAAGACAACAGCACCAUGCUGUGGGGUUCAACAGUCAUUGGGAGCUAAUUCCUGUUGUUACGAAACUGCGGGGCCCUAAUUGCGCCUAUUGAGUCUGCUCAUUUAAAAUUGCCUGACUGCGCCUUUUUUUCUAAAUGUGCACACUGGCCGGCUGGCGGUCUGCUCCGCUCAGCCCUUACACAGUGACAUAGAGUUGUCGGUCGGGACUGGGGGUAGGCUAUCUCGGAAAUAAUCUGCCCACGCGUUAAGCUGCUUUAUCCCCGCCAAGCCUCAGCCGGACAGAGACUGCUGCAGCUCCGUUACCAGUCAGAGGGAGGUCGGGAGAGUGGGCGAAAGAAAAAGUGACACAGGGUGCAGAGACAGGUUUGAGAAAUCUUUUCUUGGUUGGAGGAGUGACACUGAGAGCUGACCGGAUCCUGCCUCACAGACCUGAAACUGAACCUGCAGCCGUGCGUUCAGUCUGGGAGGCAGGACGCAUAAAACAAGUCCACACUGGGAAUUUAACCUCAGCGAGAAGCUGGCACCGGUGGUUUGGGCAUGGACAACACUGGAUUUUGGAUAUUCUUGAUAACAACUUGUGUUAUUCCAGGAAUAAAUGGCCAGACUGUGGAAAUGGAUGACGGAAAGUGGGGUUAUGUUGGCUCAAAGGUGGAUCUCCGCUGUCGGUUCAUCAAUAGCUCCCCGCCUGUCAAAAUCUCCCAGGUAACAUGGCAGAAACUGGUGAACGGCACAAAGCAGAACGUGGCGAUCGCCAAUCCCUCCCUGGGUGUGUCCGUGGCCCCGCCCUACAGGGACCGCGUCACCUUCAAGAAUGGAGCAGUGAGGCGACGGACUCCGACUCUUGAAGACACCACCAUCACCUUCUCCUCGCUCCGCCUUUCUGACGAGUCAACCUACAUCUGUGAAUACACCACGUUCCCUGCGGGGAACCGAGAAAACACCGUAAACCUCACUGUGUAUGUUCGGCCUACAACCCAGAUGAGUUUGUCAACGCCGACGCUGGUGGCUCGUUCUUCCAAUCUGAAAACACCUGUAGCCACUUGCGUCUCUGCCAAUGGAAAACCACCUGGUACCAUCAGGUGGGAGACGAGGGUGCCGGGAGAAGUGACCACCCGAGAGUACAAAAACUCAGACGGGACGGUGACUGUUCAGAGUGACUACAUUUUGGUGCCCAGCAGGGAAACACACAAGGAGACGCUCACCUGUGUCACCACCUACAACGAGGAGGUCUUCACUGACAGCAUCACCCUCGAUAUUCAGUAUGAGCCAGAGGUUUCGGUCGAUGGAUUUGAUGGAAACUGGUAUCUGAACCGAGAGAACGUCCAGUUGAGCUGCCAAGCUGAUGCCAACCCGGCAGUCUCUCUGUACCAGUGGAGACUGAUAAAUGGGACCAUACCGAGCAAUGCUGAGAUCCGAGACAACGUCCUUACCUUUAAAGGGCCAAUCACAUAUGACGUGCAAGGCACCUAUGUGUGUGAUGCAACCAACAGCAUCGGGACACGAUCAGGCUCUGUGGAGGUCAGCAUUAUAGAAAAGCCUCUACCGCAGAUCGCGACAGGUGAUGUCAUCAGCGUAGUUGCCUUAUUACUAGCUGCUGGAGUGCUCAUGGGCAUCACUAUCACAGUCCUGGUGCUCAAAAUAAGAAGUAGAAAGGACGACUCCUCAAGCGACUCUCCGUCCAGUAAACUGUCACAGCCGAUAAGGAAAAGACCAGGAGAUGAUAUCCAGCAUUCAGGACGGUUUUAUGAAGAGCUUCCAAACACAGCGGACUACGUGAGCUACAGGCUUGCCUGUAACAAAGAGGACUACCCAGAGCCCUACUCCCCUCCCAUCAACCCUCCUCUCUCAUUUCUGCCCCAACAACCAUACCAGUCCUCACAACCAACUCCUGCAACCAGCAGCAGCAGCACCGCCACAUCAAAAAACACCUUCUCUCCUCCUUCACACACCACGGCCAUCUUUAAAUAUCCCUCGGUACAGGGCCUGUCUUCUCCUCCCCCGGGAGUGGCGGCGUACACUUUUCCUAAAGAGCAGUACGUCUGAACUUUGUUACAAACUCAAACCUCUUUCAGUGAGCUCAGAUGACACACAACCCGAUUUGAACCUGAACCUUUCCUAAGAGGAGGUUGAUUAACCCUGGACAAUGAGGCAGCGUCUCUGCACUGUCUGCACCACUGUGGACGGCUCUGGAAGUCAAAGGUCAAUGCAGCUUUUGUUUUUGGGCUUGGAAUUAAGUCUGAUUUCGAAACAUUUUCUGUCUUUUGUCCGUUUUUUUUAUUGUGUUCUUUGAAAAGGGAAGAUUGUUAUACUAUGUUUCAAAUGCUUGCCAGCAAGUUUAAGUUUUUUCGAUUGAGGCAGGUCAAAUUAAAGAUGAUUUGACCGUCAUUGGAAAAAUGUAUAUUGCAUCGAUGUAUUACAUUUGAUUGGAAAAACUUCCAACUGACUGGAUAGGAUUAUCUUUUGAUGUCCAAUGUGGUUGACUCCUUACUUUAUCCUCAUUUUGUAAAAAAAAAAAAAAAAAACGAAAACAAAAAAAAGAUUAUACUUUACUACUUUAUCUGUAUUGCCCACUCUCUUUAUCCUGCGUCGUACACACUGACAAUCCCUUUACUGAGGAACAGCAUACCUCACCUUUUGGUUUUACCUCCUGUUCCCGUGUAAUACUUUUACUGUAUUUUGUAUCAUAUGUGUUUUUCUUUGCAAAGAAAGAAAUCAUUUUUAUUUACUGAAGACAUUUUUGUUGAUAUAUGAAAUUGAUGUUUUUAUUUGUGGUAUCUGUGGGUUUUAGUAUUGACACUGGUUGUUGGACGAGCCUUGAAUUUUUAGCAUUUAAAUAAAAAUGAUCAUGUAAACUUAUAUCAGCAAUGACUGAAUCACACAAACUUCAACUCUUUCUUCACAAUUUACACAAUAUGCAUUAACAAUUAAAAGUCUGUUGUACACUC
Dicentrarchus labrax (European seabass) is the source of this 5125-nucleotide messenger RNA. RefSeq names its product nectin cell adhesion molecule 1a (gene nectin1a). The coding region runs from base 2718 to 4223 and encodes 501 amino acids. Lineage: Eukaryota; Metazoa; Chordata; Actinopteri; Moronidae. The transcript is spliced from 10 exons. Gene Ontology annotation, biological process: heterophilic cell-cell adhesion; protein localization to cell junction; homophilic cell-cell adhesion. The record is from RefSeq and is a predicted model, not a curated record. Gene Ontology annotation, cellular component: adherens junction.